Messenger RNA from Blastomyces dermatitidis ER-3, 3117 nucleotides. RefSeq names its product histone-lysine N-methyltransferase SETD2. The transcript is spliced from 4 exons. Gene Ontology annotation, molecular function: histone H3K36 methyltransferase activity; protein binding. Gene Ontology annotation, biological process: regulation of DNA-templated transcription. Gene Ontology annotation, cellular component: chromatin; chromosome; nucleus. Bases 1 to 3117 code for a protein of 1038 amino acids. The record is from RefSeq and is a predicted model, not a curated record. Lineage: Eukaryota; Fungi; Ascomycota; Eurotiomycetes; Onygenales; Ajellomycetaceae.
AUGGCUCCCCAUGACGAUGAGGACAUCAAGGCGGAAGCAGUAGCCGAAGCUGUGACUGCCAUGCAAAUCAAGCACGAUAAUUCAACAGACAGCUCCUCAGCCGAUAAUAUCCUAACACCAGAUGCUACAAACGGCCUUGCAAAUGGUUUGGCGUCUCUCUCGAAACCUAGCCCCACUAAAAGUCUUUCCAAGUCAAAAUCUCAAAGCGAGGCCAGCUCUCCCAGCGAGAAAGAUGAAGACGAGGAACCAAAGGAGAAAGUUCCUGGUUCCAUAACCGUCAAACUAGAACCGGGUCAGCCACCAAAGCUGUCUCGUACUGCUUCGCAGAAAGUAGUUUCUCGACCAGCACAACUCUUCAACCAUCUAGCAGACUGUACUGCCGAAGCUACGUCCACAUUUCAACUCAUAGAUGACUGCACGUAUGCCAGUAAAUAUAUGGGUUAUACGGAGCAUGCUAUGGAAUGCGACUGUACAGAAGAGUGGGAUCCGGUGGCUGCCAAAAAUGGAGCCUGCGGAGAAGACUCAGAUUGCAUCAAUCGAGCUACGAAAAUGGAAUGUGUCGGAGAUUGUGGAUGCGGCGAUGAAUGCGAAAAUCAACGGUUUCAACGACGACAAUACGCCAACGUGACCGUCAUCAAGACUGAGAAAAAAGGCUAUGGCCUGCGUGCCGACUCCGAUUUACGACCCAACCAGUUCAUUUUCGAGUAUAUCGGCGAAGUCAUUAACGAAGGAAACUUUCGGAAACGUAUGAGAAGCUAUGACGAAGAAGGGAUCAAACAUUUCUAUUUCAUGUCCCUCAGCAAGGGAGAGUUCGUCGACGCCACGAAGAAAGGCAACCUCGGGCGUUUCUGUAACCAUUCAUGUAAUCCUAAUUGUUAUGUUGACAAAUGGGUUGUAGGCGAGAAGCUUCGAAUGGGCAUUUUUGCCGAGCGGCACAUCAAGGCUGGCGAGGAACUAGUUUUCAAUUACAACGUCGAUCGUUAUGGAGCUGAUCCGCAGCCCUGCUACUGCGGAGAGCCCAACUGCACAGGUUUCAUCGGUGGCAAAACACAGACUGAGCGUGCAACGAAGCUCUCCAAUGCCACCAUUGAAGCACUCGGUAUCGACGACCCGGAUGGCUGGGAUACUGCUAUCGCAAGACGGCCGCGCAAGAAGAAGACUGGCGAAGACGAUGAAGAGUAUGUUGACAGUGUGCAGCCUAGGUCGUUGAGCGAAGAUGGUGUCACCAAGGUCAUGGCCGCUCUUAUGCAGUGCAAAGAGAAAUGGAUCGCCGUCAAACUACUUGGCCGUAUUCAACGCUGCGACGAUGAGCGCGUGCGAAACCGUGUCGUGAAAAUGCAUGGAUACAAGAUUCUCAAUUCCCAGCUAACUGCCUGGAAGGACGAUUUCAAUGUUGUACUGCAGAUUCUUGAUAUCCUGGAUAAGUUCCCGAGACUUACCAGAAACAAGAUUAUCGAUUCGAAGAUUGAGUCAACUAUCCAGCCACUUACUGGGUGUGGCGAUGAGCGUGUGGAAAAGAAUGCAGCGGCUCUCUUAGAGGUCUGGUCCACACUGGAAAUUGGCUAUCGGAUUCCUCGAAUGAAAAGGGACCCAGCUGCUACAAAUAACACCCCAACAGUCAACCGCUUCGAACGACGAGAGUCAUCUAGAAAUGAUACACAACCCACGACAAAAUCGAGAUCUCGCUCACGGUCACGAUCACGUUCCAUCGAAGCCCCACGUGCUCCUGCUGCCCUUCGAAACGGCAUGGGUCCUCGCAAUUCUUACCACCAUGGUCCUCCGAGACCGUUUCGCCGGCCGCCGUUUGCCAACCCGUUACCCCAAGGCUGGUUCGCCGCGGAAUCGAAUGGGAAGACUUACUAUUAUUCUGCAUCGGGUGCCACGACGUGGAAAAGGCCGACAACUCCCGCUCCACAACCCCCUCCUCCACCGAAAUCCGAAUCGAAGGAUAAGGCAUUGCAGGAUAUCAUCGAUGGUAUCAUGAAUGCCAAAGAGAAUACCCCGAAAACGCAAGAUAGAUCCGAGACCCCUACUACACCUACGCCUAGAGAUGCGAAACCUCUCGGGAAAAAGGAACAUAAGGAAAAGUGGCGAUCAUACAGUGAAGAAAAACAGAAGAAACUUUAUGAGAAUACAAUCUUCCCCCACGUCAAAUACGUUGUGGAUAAGUUUAAACACAAACUACCAAAGGAGGACUUGAAGCGCUAUGCGAAAGAGGUCGGAAAAAAACUUGUGAACUCGGAUUUCAAAAACAACCGUGUGAGCGAUCCAACAAAGGUCAGCGACAAACAAGUAAGACAAAUCAAGAAGUACUGCAAAGAAUAUUUCGACAAAGCAGUUGUGAAACAGCGAGCCUACGAAAAGAAAAAGGCUGAGAGGAAGGCAAUGGAAGCCGCUAAGACGUCAGGCGAUGGCUCAAAGGAUGAAGCUGAGAAGCCUGGGUUGUCACAACCACAGGAGUCACAAAAUAUUAAGAAAGAGGAUGAAAGCGAGGUCGAAGACGAUAUAAAUAUGUCAGAUGAUGAUAUAGACAGAGUGGAAGAUAAGAAAUCAUCGCCAAUGAGCGUCGACGGAAAUAGCCUCAAACGGAAGAGAGAUCUUGAUGGAAACCUUGAUGUGGAUGCCGAUACUAGGGGGCCUUCACCUUGCAAAAGGACGAAAUCGGCCACUCCGCCUCCGCCACCUCCGCCACCUGGAGAUGCAGGAAUGACUCCUGGCGAUGAUGGUGAUGUGGAAAAACAUAAAUGCAAGCGGGAUGAGUUCGAAGAUGGCGAUGGAUGUAAUAGUGGCGCUUCCUCUCCAGGCAAGCAACAACAUUCUGGAUCGCCUCCGCCUCCGCCACCACCUCCACCACCUGCGGAUGCAGACGAUACGUAUGGCGCUGGCGAUGGGAAUUCCACAGAGGAUAUAGAAAACGGCUUGGAUGAGGAUGCGAAGAUGGACAUAAACAAGGUGUCUAGCGUCGCGAUGCCGGAUCGAAGUAGUGGGAAUGAAGAAGUGGAUAAGAAGGGCGUGAAUGGUGUUUCUGAAUACAAACCGUUUGGUGCCGGUUCGGUGUCUGACGAUGGGAACCUCAAACCCGUUCUUGAUGUUGACAUAAGGCCUGGUUCUUCUUGA